AAGAAGUACAGACCAAAAGCUGGUCAAGAGUCUUUGAGUACCUUGUGGCCAUCUGAAAAGCCGCGAUAGUUGUAGGAUGACAGCAGUGAUCAACAUGGCGGGAACGUUACGGUCCGAGCAUAUGCAGGUCAAUAUAAUCGCGAAUCCUUCAAGAAUCCUUCUAUUUUCUUGAAGAAAGUGUUGUCUUUCUUUGUCUUCCUCCCAUUGUCACAGAAAAUCGGAGACUACCUCUUGUAUUGAACCAGACAUGCAGGGCACUUACGAUCUGGUGGUCAUUGGAGCAGGUUGGUAUGGCCUUGCUGUCGCUGCCACGUAUCUUCAAGUCAACCCUGAUGCCACAAUCCUUGUUCUCGAGGCACAGUCGACUGUGGGUGGAGUAUGGAGUGAAGAACGCCAAUAUCCGGAUUUGAAGUCCAAUAACAUGCUCGGUACAUACGAAUAUCCGGACUUCCCGAUGGACACAAAGACCUACGGAGUCAAGCCUGGCGAACACAUUCCUGGACAUGUGAUCCAUCGCUAUCUCAGCGACUAUGCGAAAAAGACUGGAGUUUACGCGCGCAUCCAAUUCGAGACCAAAGUGCUCGAAGCCUCUAGGAAUUCGAAUGGAGAAGGAUGGACUUUGACCACCGACUCAUCCAACCUGGCCACGCUAUCCACGAGAAAGCUUGUCGUAGCCACCGGUCUAACCUCCGAACCUUUCAUCCCUUCCUUCACCGGCGCAGAACUCUUCACAAAAUCCAACGGCCUGCUAAUCCACUCUCGCGAUUUCAACAAACACACUUCCCAUCUCUUCAACAAGUCCACCUCCGUGACCGUCCUCGGUGGCUCAAAAUCAGCCUGGGAUGUCGCAUACGCCUGCGCCACCCGUGACGUACCUGUAAACCUCGUCAUUCGCUCCUCAGGCCAAGGACCAACUUGGAUGGCACCACCCCACGUAACACCCUUCAAAGCAUGGUUGGAAAAACUAGUCCAUCGACGCUUUUUGACCUGGCUUUCCCCCUGCAUCUGGGGCGAUGAAGAUGGUUUUUCUACGAUCAGAAAGCAUUUGCAUACGUCGUGGUUGGGCAGGAAGACGGUGGAUGCGUUUUGGUGGGUUCUUUCUUCCGAUGCUAAUGCAUUGAUGGGGUGGGAUAGGCAUCCAGAGACGAUGAAAUUGAAACCUAGACAUUCGGCUUUUUGGACGGGGAGUGGAUUGGGGAUCUUGAAUUUCGAAGGUGAUUUCUUGGGGUUGGUGAGGGAGGGGAAAGUCAAGGUGUUUUUGGCUGAUGUUGAAGGGUUAGGAGAGGGUGUUGUGAGGCUCAGUGAUGGAACGGAGCUGGUUACUGAUGCUGUUGUUUGCGCGACUGGGUGGAAAGCACGUCCGCCGAUCAAGUUUUCUCCUGAAGGUAUGGAUGCGGAGCUCGGGCUGCCUAGUAACGCGACGCAGAUGUUCUCGCAAAAAGACAUCGCGGCAGCUGACGCAGAGGUCUUGUCUCGCUUCCCGAAGCUGCGAGAGCAGCCCAAGACGCCUAUUCCCGGUGGCGACACUUCCGCCGACGACACGACUCAGCCCUUCACUCUACACCGCUUCAUGGCACCACCCAAGCACAUGCUAGAGGGCAACGACAUCGCUUUCGCAGGCAUGAUAACUACAAUUUCCACGCCCCUCUGCGCUUACCUUCAAGCACUAUGGAUAACCGCGUACCUCUCCAACAGUCUUUCGCGUCUGCCUUCCUCAACCCUUGAAGCCGGGAAGACCGCCCUGCUACACUCAAGGUUCGGAAGAUGGAGGUAUGCUUGUGGGUAUGGAGCCAGGUUUCCGGACUUUGUGUUUGAUGCUGUGCCCUACCUGGACAUGUUGAUGAGAGAUUUGGGGAUCAAAGAAAAGAGGAAAGGAGGAUGGAUGAGUGAGAUCUUUGAGGCGUAUAGACCGGAGGACUACAAGGAUGUCGUUGGUGAGUGGAGCGAGAUGCAAAAGAAGCAGCAAUAGUGUUGGAUUAUGCAUGAGCCGGCAUCGAACUCAAUGGACAACUAUGUGGAUUCGUAGCUGUGCAGAUCUACUGAGUCCAUGAAUAGGUUUACUUGCGUGC
Molecule: messenger RNA, 2069 nt
Organism: Aureobasidium pullulans EXF-150
Lineage: Eukaryota; Fungi; Ascomycota; Dothideomycetes; Dothideales; Saccotheciaceae
Product: dimethylaniline monooxygenase (N-oxide forming)
Exons: 2
Coding region: 248-1969 (573 amino acids)
Source: RefSeq, a predicted model, not a curated record